UUUUUUUUUGUAGUGAUACUUUUCUAUUUUAAAUGUUUGUCUGUGGUGGAAGUUGAAUGGAUAGUAAAAUGACUAAUUACACGCCAGUAAAAAUUGCUUACAAAGAGUUUGAGCCUUCAGGAGGAAGCAAUGACAAGUUAGCACCAAUCAUUUUUCUGCAUGGUAUCACUUCUUCAAAAGAAUCAUGGAACAUUAUACCACAGAUCAUAGCUGACAAAACUAAAAGGAAAACUUACGCCUGUGAUGCAAGAAACCAUGGAGAAAGUGAAUAUACUGAACAUUUCAAUUACGACUUAAACGUUGAUGAUCUAUUUCAAUUUAUGAAUACAUUGAACAUUGAAAGAGCCGUUUUAGUUGGUCACAGUAUGGGAAGUUUCACCUCCACAAAUGCUGCGCUUAGAAAGCCUGAAAGAGUAGAAAUGAUAUUUUCGGAGGACACGUACUUAAAGAAACCUCCAAAAGAAACAAGAGAUUUUGUUAUACGCUUCACAUCAGAUUUUAGUGAUGCUGUAAAAAGUGUUCCAAAAGAUUUAAGUGAAAAAGAAGCUGUUGCAAAAGCUGUGGAAACUUUAAACAAGAUUAAUAAAGAAAUUAGGACAUAUGUGCCAGAAGAAUCUUUAAAGUCAUCGAAUUAUGUCUUGAAGAGAAGAUCAGGUGGAGGAUAUGACGUAACUUUCAAUAAAGAUUCAAUAAUUAGAGCAUUUGAAGAUCCAGAUACAUUCAUGACCAGUCCUAGUGGGCAAUUUAAUGGCCAUGCUUAUUUCAUAUAUGGGAGAGACUCGCCCAUUCGUGUUUACACACCAGUAAAAAUUGCUUACAAGGAGUUUGAGCCUUCAGGAGGAAGUAAUGACAAGUUAGCACCAGUAAUUUUUUUGCAUGGCGUCACUUCUUCAAAAGAAUCGUGGAACGUUAUACCACAGAUCAUAGCUGACAAAACUAAAAGGAAAACUUACGCCUGUGAUGCAAGAAACCAUGGAGAAAGUGAAUAUUCUGAACAUUUCAAUUUAGAUGUAAACGUUGAUGAUCUAUUUCAAUUUAUGAAUGACUUGAACAUUGAAAGAGCCGUUUUAGUUGGUCACAGUAUGGGAAGUUUCACCUCCACAAAAGCUGCGCUUAGAAAGCCUGAAAGAGUAGAAAUGAUAUUUUCGGAGGACAUGUACGUAAAGAAACUUCCAAAAGAAAUAACAGAUUCUGUUAUACGCUACGCAUCUGAUUUUUAUGAUGCUGUAAAAAGUGUUCCAAAAGAUUUAAGUGAAAAUGAAGCUCUUAUAAAAGCUGUGAAAACUUUUUGCAAGAAUAAUAAAGGGGUAUAUAGCUCAGAAGAAUCUUUAAGGGGAUCGAAUUAUGUCGUGAAGAGAAGAUCAGAUGGAGGAUAUGACGUAGCUUUCAAUAAAGAUCCAAUAAUUAGAGCAUUUGAAGAUCCAGAAACAUUAAUGACCAGUCCUAGUGGUCAAUUUAAUGGCCAUGUUUAUUUCAUAUAUGGGAGAGACUCGCCCCUUCGUGUGAGAUCUGAAGAAGAGCACAUUAAGAAUCAUUUCCCGAAAGCUGAAUUUAUUGAAUUUGAAGGAGGCUCUCACAAUCUUCACCUGGAAUAUCUGGAUAAGUUUGUUAAAACAAUUUUAGACCACUUAUAGCAAAAAUAAGAAUGUCAGAUCUUGAUAUGAACUAA
Messenger RNA from Parasteatoda tepidariorum (common house spider), 1669 nucleotides. The record is from RefSeq and is a predicted model, not a curated record. NCBI's taxonomy places the organism in Eukaryota, Metazoa, Arthropoda, Arachnida, Araneae, Theridiidae.